Molecule: messenger RNA, 3673 nt
Organism: Rhea pennata
Lineage: Eukaryota; Metazoa; Chordata; Aves; Rheiformes; Rheidae
Gene: KCNQ4
Product: potassium voltage-gated channel subfamily Q member 4
Exons: 15
Coding region: 1-2052 (683 amino acids)
Biological process (GO): potassium ion transmembrane transport
Cellular component (GO): membrane; voltage-gated potassium channel complex
Molecular function (GO): voltage-gated potassium channel activity
Source: RefSeq, a predicted model, not a curated record
AUGGCCGGGGCGGCGGCGCUGACGGCGGUGCGCACCGAGGGCGCGGGCCGGCCCGGCGGGGGCCCCCGGCGCGGCCGCCGCGGGCUGCUGGGGGCGCCGCGCCCCGGGGCCGCCGCCGCCGCCCGCCCCGCCGCGGCGCCGCGCUGCUGCCGCCGCCGCCUCCAGAACUGCCUCUACAACGUGCUGGAGCGGCCCCGCGGCUGGGCCUUCGUCUACCACGUCUUCAUAUUCCUCCUCGUCUUCAGCUGCCUGGUGCUCUCCGUCUUCUCCACCAUCCAGGAGCACCAGAAACUGGCCAACCAGUGCCUGUUCAUCCUGGAGUUCGUCAUGAUCGUGGUGUUCGGCAUGGAGUACAUCGUCCGCAUCUGGGCGGCCGGCUGCUGCUGCCGCUACCGCGGCUGGAGGGGCCGUUUCCGCUUUGCCAGGAAACCCUUCUGCGUUAUAGAUUUCAUCGUCUUCAUCGCCUCGGUGGCCGUCAUCGCCGCCGGCACCCAGGGCAACAUCUUCGCCACGUCGGCGCUGCGCAGCAUGCGCUUCCUGCAGAUCCUGCGCAUGGUGCGCAUGGACCGCCGCGGCGGCACCUGGAAGCUCCUGGGCUCCGUCGUCUACGCUCACAGCAAGGAGCUCAUCACGGCCUGGUACAUCGGCUUCCUCGUCCUCAUCUUCGCCUCCUUCCUCGUCUACCUGGCCGAGAAGGACGCCAACGCGCAGUUCGCCACCUACGCCGAUUCCCUGUGGUGGGGCACGAUCACCCUCACCACCAUCGGCUACGGGGACAAGACGCCGCAGACGUGGCUGGGCCGGAUGCUGGCGGCCGGCUUCGCCCUCCUCGGCAUCUCCUUCUUCGCGCUGCCUGCCGGCAUCCUGGGCUCCGGCUUCGCCCUCAAAGUGCAGGAGCAGCAUCGGCAGAAGCACUUUGAGAAGCGACGGACGCCGGCGGCGAAUCUCAUCCAGGCUGCCUGGCGCCUGUACUCGACGGACGCCGGCCGGGCGUACCUGACGGCCACGUGGUGCUACUACGACAGCCUGCUGCCCUCCUUCAGAGAGCUGGUCCUAAUCUUUGAGCAUUUGCACCGAAUCCGCAACGGAGGAAUUAGGAAUUCAGAGGUGAAAAAAUGGCCUGACGGAGCCCCACCGCCUUAUCCGUCCCUCACCUCUGGCCAGAAAAGCGUCAGCCCCGCCGCUUGGGCCGGGGACAGCCGCAAGGAGGAGGACGCGCAGCCCCACAAGUGCUUACGGCUCAGCAGCAAGAUGGGCAUCAAGGACCGCAUCCGCCUGGCCCACCCACCGCGGCAGGGCAGCCGGGGCAGGCAGCAGCUGGGGCCGCCGCUGCGCCGCUCGCCCAGCCCCGAGGACGUCCCCGAGGCCGCCAGCCCCACCAAGGUGCAGAAGAGCUGGAGCUUCAACGACCGGACCCGCUUCCGGGCGUCCCUGCGGCUCAAACCCCGGCUCCCGGCGGAGGCCGACUGCCCGCCCGAGGACAGCGGGGAGGAGAAGAGCUCCCAGUGCGACCUGACCGCCGAGGAUGUCAUGCCGGCGGCGAAGACCCUCAUCCGCGCUGUGAGGAUCCUGAAGUUCCUGGUGGCCAAGAGGAAGUUCAAGGAGACCUUGCGGCCCUACGAUGUCAAGGACGUCAUCGAGCAGUACUCGGCCGGCCACCUGGACAUGCUGGGCAGGAUCAAGAGCCUGCAGACACGGGUGGACCAGAUCGUGGGCAGGGGGGUCCUCGCCACGGACAAGAAGACCCGGGAGAAGGUGGAGAAGCCGGUGCUGGAGCCGGAGCUGGUGGACGAGCUCAGCAUGAUGGGCCGGGUGGUGAAGGUGGAGCGGCAGGUGCAGUCCAUCGAGCACAAACUGGACUUGCUGCUCGGCCUCUACUCCCAGUGCCUCCGCAAGGGCUCCACGAACUCCUUCAGCCUGGCCGCCGUGCAGGUGCCCCGCUGCGAGCCCGACAUCACCUCCGACUACCACAGCCCCGUGGACCACGAGGACAUCUCCGUCUCUGCCCAGACCCUGAGCAUCUCCAGGUCGGCCAGCGCCAACAUGGACUGAGCGGGGAGGCGGCGGGGCAGGGCGCUGCGGCCGCCGCGGGCCAGCGGAGCCGAGCCGAGGGGCCGCGGAGCGGCGGCGGUGUCAUCCGGCCUCCUCCGCGGGGGCCCCCCCAGUUUUACUUGAAAUGCGUCUUCCUUCAUGGGCAAACUGCCCGCGUCGCCCGCCCGGGAGCCGCGCGGGUGCCAAGCGCGGCUGCAGCCGGGCGCCUGCUCUGGGCAUGGGGCGGGAGCCCCCAGACUCCGCUCUGCACAUGCACCAUGCUCCUGCAACACCCCUGCCCUUCCCGGGGGGAGGAGAGCCCCCGGCCGGGGCUUCAAAUGCACCGAGCCCCACCUCCGUCCCCGGCCCUCCGGGCGCCGAGCCGGGGGCCGCCGUCUGCUAUGCAAGGCUGCAUCGCCCUUCGGUUGCCGGUGCUGAGCAGGGGCGUUGCGACCCGAAUGAAUGUGGUUUUAUCUGUGUAGCUCCCGGCCGUGGCGGUGGCCGGGGCCUGCCCUGAGUGGGGGGAUUGGGGGGGGGGCCUGUCCCCCCUUGCGCUCCUCUGCCUGGGUUUCCUCUUGCCCUGCUCGCAGGGCUGCAGCUCUGUACCUCUAGAAGCACAGCAGAGCCUUCUGCCUGCCCGUGCAUGCUCCCAAGGCAAUAUAUAUAUAGGAGAGAGAUAUAUAUAUGUAUAUGUAUAUGCAACAACGUCUGAAUAUGCAACACCCCCGGGAAGAGCAGCCCGCGGGAACAUAGGCAAUAAGCAUCUCCCCCGCCAGCACGCAGGGCUGCGUUUCUCCCUCGUGGCCCCGCCGCUUCCGCGGUGCGCAGCCGAGCCCAGCUGCUCCGGGGACGCAGCUGCCGAGCCGUGCCGGGGCCGGGCGCCAGCGCGGCGCAAGCCGGGGGGAUGCGGCUGCGGGCGAUGGGGAAAGCGGUGCUCGGGGAGCGCCCGCCCCCGGCGGCUCCCGCCGCGGGGCUCCCGGCCGCCCGCGCCUCCGUGCACGCCGGUCGCAGCGUGCAGAGCCGCUGCAGCUCCCUCCCUGCCCUGCUCCUCUCUGCUGCAGGGGGGGGUCCCCGGGGAGGGGGGGUCCCCAGGGCUGGUUUCCGUUCCCUGCACGGCUGGGGAGAGCAAUGAUCACAGUAGUGCCAAAGUUUGCCCGGGGCUGGGGCUGUCUCCUGCUCCCACGUGGCCGGGGCCCCCGGGGCUCGCGGGAUUUCCAGCCCCCUCCCCUUUCCAGUGUCCCCUGUGGCUGGUGGGGGAGCCAACUCGGGGGGGGGGGCCCAUCCUUCUUGUUUUUCUUGCCUCGUUUGUGCAUGCGGCCGGCGUGGGCCCUGCCAGAGCCACUCACCGCCUCCCACCUGCUCGUGCACGAAUCUCCGCAUAGGACCCCCCCGCCCCACCGCGCCCUGCUCCCCUGCCCCCGGGAGCCACGCCGGGGGCGCGCGGCGGGAUGGCAGCACCGUGGGCGCGCGGCGCAUCGGCCCGGCAGCCGUGCCGUGGGUGCACGGCGGGACGGCGGCACCGUGGGGCGAGGGUGCACGCGACAGCUUUGCCCGCACAGGCGCGCGCAGCAAGCAACUCGUAGGCCUCCUCCCCGGGGCUGGCUGGUCCCCGCAGCCCUCCCCCAGCCAGCGGUAGUUACCU